Molecule: messenger RNA, 1446 nt
Organism: Trachemys scripta elegans
Lineage: Eukaryota; Metazoa; Chordata; Testudines; Emydidae
Product: immunoglobulin superfamily member 1-like
Exons: 7
Coding region: 1-1446 (481 amino acids)
Biological process (GO): cell surface receptor signaling pathway
Molecular function (GO): transmembrane signaling receptor activity
Source: RefSeq, a predicted model, not a curated record
AUGGUCUUUAAAGACCAAUCAACCUUCCCUGAAAUGGGCAAGAAAACUGAGAAAAUCAGGCCUUCCGUGCUCCCGGAAACCUUUCGGCCAACUCUGCGGCUGACUCCAACGGGCCCUGAGUUCACCACCGGAGAUUCUGUUACCCUGACGUGCUCAGCUCCCAACUGGAAGAAGAAGAUGGGGUUCUGCUUCCUCAAGGCUGGGGAACAAGUUGCAUGCACAAGACAGGUGCUGGAGGACUCUCAGAGUUACCAGAUUGGCAGACUCGGCAUGGAGGAUUCUGGCUCAUACACCUGUAUGUACCGCGUAGCCGAACCUGGGCAGGAGAUCUCCUCCCUAGAGAGCCAGCCCAUCUCCAUCACAGUCACAGGUGUCCCACUCCCCCCGCUGGCCCCCCAAAUCAUUCUGGUCCCCCCAAAAGACAUCUAUUUUCAGGGGGAACAUGUCAAGCUCACCUGCUCAGUUUCUGGCAGCGAGCAGGUGAGGGGAUACAGAUUCUAUCACCAAAGAGGGGAGCAGAUCUCCGAGCUGGAUGAGGGGCCUUGGCUAGAGCGUGUGCUUAUGACUGGGAAUGCUGGGGUGUACUGCUGUGCUUAUUGGAUAAUCCGAUCUGAGCAAGCCAUCAUGUCAGGCAAAAGCGAAUCCAUCUCCAUCAUUGUGACUGCUCCUCCACUGGCCCCCAAACUCUCUCUGCAUCCCAAGCUCCCUGUGUACCUGCCUGGGGAGAAGGUCACCCUCAACUGCUCAGCCCCCCGUGGCGAGGAGGUGGCGGGGUUCAGGUUCCACCUGCACAGAGGGGAUAAGACCCCGGAAGAGCUGCUAGCUGCCAGCGGGGGGGCCCAGAUGGAGCUCACGGUGCAGAUGGGGAAUGAUGGGUUCUACACUUGUCAGUACUGGAGAUGGGAGGCCGGGCAGGAGAUUGUAUCUGAGAACAGUAUCAGCAUCACUGUACCGGUGUCAGACCCCCUUCCCCAGCCGGUGCUGAGCGUGUAUCCCUCAUCUGGAGCAGUGAGUGAAGGGCUCCCCCUGAUCAUCACCUGCAUGGCCCCUGGUGACCUCGGUGUGUGGAGAUUUCACUUUUACAAGGACAGAACUGAGAUCAUCCCCAGAGAUGAGGGGUCUGAGAUCAGCACCAUGGAGUCCGUCUCCAGAUCUAUAAACGUUUCUGUGCUCAGCAUCCCACGGACUGGUCCUAACAACACUGUUGAAUUCACCUGUGGGUACGAGAAGAACAUGAGUGGGAGGUGGAUCCAGUCCCCCAGGAGCCGGGCUGUGAAUGUUACCUGGAAUGUCACCAGGAAUUACAGCUGGAGAGGCUGGGAUCUGCUCCUCCCCUUGGUGGCUGGUUGCGGUGGUGGAGGAGCCACUCUGGGGCUACUGGUUCUUCUUGGCUGCUGCUGCUGCAGAAGAAAAAAGAAAGGUAGCAGCAAGACAGCAGCUGGGUAA